This is a messenger RNA of Menidia menidia (Atlantic silverside), 5805 nucleotides long. The record is from the annotation of a GenBank genome assembly. NCBI's taxonomy places the organism in Eukaryota, Metazoa, Chordata, Actinopteri, Atheriniformes, Atherinopsidae.
ACAGGAGAAAAGUUGGCUACGGUUUGUUACUUUUUUGUGUCGAACUUGACGUUCGUGUAACUCCUGGAGUUUCGCGCAUUUGCAACUUUACCCAUUUGUGGCGUCGCGGUGGCUUUGAGGAACCUGGCCUCGCGCUCACCUGGACAGGGCUGUGUUCCCCCCCGACAGGGUGACAUGUUACACGUGUGCGCGGUCUAAUAGGACUCUUUCUGAAAGUGUUGUCGUUGGGCCUGCUCGUGUUGUUUCCAUCCUUGCCUCUGGCUAACAAACCCCGAAAACGACAUGUCACUGGAGGCCUAUGAGAGACAUUUCGACUCGCUAAAUUCAGAUUUGGGUGGCGGGUCUGUGGUCAGUGAGAGGUCAACCUCGGGCACGUUUAAUGGCGAAGAGGAGAAGUUACAUUACAUUCCUAUCCGGAUCCUCGGGAGGGGGGCGUUUGGCGAGGCGACACUAUACAGAAGAGCAGAGGACAACUCUCUGGUGGUGUGGAAGGAGGUGGAUCUGAACUCGCUCUCAGAAAAGGAACGCCGAGAUGUCACUAAUGAAAUAAGCAUCCUCUCCAUGCUGGAGCACAACAACAUAAUUGCUUACUUCAAUCACUUCAUGGAUAAAAACACCCUGCUGAUUGAGUUGGAGUAUUGCAAUGGAGGAAAUCUGUACGAUAAAAUCGUCCAGCAAAAGGGGAAGCUUUUCACUGAGGAGGUGGUGGUAUGGUACCUUUACCAGAUCGCCUCCGCUGUGGCCCACAUUCACAAGGCAGGGAUCUUACACAGAGAUAUAAAAACUCUGAACAUUUUCCUGACCAAGACCGACCUCAUAAAGCUGGGUGACUAUGGCCUUGCAAAGAAACUCGACUCUGAGUUUUCAAUGGCAGAAACUUGUGUGGGAACUCCAUAUUACAUGUCACCUGAACUGUGCCAGGGAGCCAAAUACAACUUCAAAUCAGACAUCUGGGCCAUGGGUUGCGUGCUUUUUGAGAUGUUAACUCUUACGAGAACCUUUGAUGCAACGAACCCUCUGAACCUCUGUGUGAAAAUAGUCCAAGGUAACUGGACAAUGGAAGUGAACUUGGAUGCUUAUUCGGCUGCACUGAUCAAGCUGGGGUACGAGUGUCUCGAUCAAGAUCCUGCAAAGAGACCCACUGCUGAUCAGAUUCUGGACCAGCCUUUCAUUUCCUGCUGCCGACAGGACCUUGAGGAGCGAGUCAUCCUUCUGAAUUCCGCAAUGAAGAAACCAAAGCUGAGUACGGCUACCGAGACCCCCGUUGCCGUGGUGACCACACGCUCCAGGGAGGUGUAUUUUUGGGGCGGAGGGAAGUUCACGCCCCAGAAAAUCGACUCGUUCAAAGGAGGAAGCGGUGCCCAGCACGUUUGUGCGGGGGAGAGUCACUUUGCCGUGGUGACCGUGGAAAAAGAGCUGUUCACCUGGGCUAGCGUUCAAGGCGGGGCCAAGAUGGUGGGGCAGCUGGGGCACGGGGACCAGGCUUCGUACCGGCAGCCUAAGAGGGUGGAGAAGCUCCAAGGGAAGGCCAUCCAGCAGGUGGCCUGUGGCGCCGACUUUACCGCCUGCGUGACCGACGAGGGCCAGAUGUACAUGUUUGGCUCGGACUAUUACGGCUGCAUCGGGGUGGAGGGCGAGAUGGGCAUGGAGAUUCUGGAGCCCGUGCUCCUGGAGUUUUUUGAGCAGCGGCCUGUCUGCCAGGUGUCGUGCGGCGACAACCACGUGGUGGUGCUGACUCAGAGUGGAGAAAUCUUCUCUUGGGGCUGCGGAGAGUACGGUCGGCUCGGUUUGGAAUGCGAGGAUGACUUUUCUUCACCGAUGCAAAUUGAGAUCCCUAAAGGGGCCACCGUCUCCUCUGUGUCGUGUGGUAGUGAUGGGACCUUCUUUUUGACCGAAACUGGCAAAGUCUUAGCAUGUGGGAACAACGAGUUCAACAAACUAGGGCUGAACCAGGGAAUCUCUGGUCUCAAAAACCACCCGGGAGAGGGCUACCAGGGCAUACCAUACAUCACCACCCUGACCUUGGUGAAACAGCUGUCACGCUUUAAGAUCCAGUUCAUAGCUCCAGGGAAAUCUCACUCAGCUGCCAUUGAUGAGCGAGGCCGUCUGAUCACCUUUGGCUGCAACAAAUAUGGUCAGCUGGGUGUGAAGGACUUCAAAAGGCACCAAGGUGUCCAGGUCCUUCUUGGGCCCUUUGGAGGGAAGACGGUGACCAAAGUGUCUUGUGGAGAUGGAUUCACCAUUGCUGCCACUGAAGACAAUCAUAUAUUUGCAUGGGGAAAUGCAGGAAACGGGAGACUGGGCAUGCCCGCCGAUAAGGGUUUCGGCUCCGAGGUCUGCCCCGCCAUGCCGAGGCCCAUCUUCGGCUCCCUCCACCACGUGCCUGACCUCUCCUGCCGCGGCUGGCACACCAUCAUCAUCAUGGAAAAAGUGCUCAACUCAAAGACCAUCCGCUCAAACAGCAGUGGACUCUCAAUCGGGCUGGGCCAGGAGGCAUCCACAUCCACCGUGGACCUGGACAUGGAGCCCGGUUCAGAGACAGAGUGUCGCGACGGGGGCCUGGGGGGCACGCGGGAGGUUAACACGGAAGGGUGCUUCUUGGACACGCCAAUGAUGUCGAUGACCAAUCAGACCGGGGACAGCUCCUGUCCUCUGUGGCUCCGAAAGGAGCUGGAGGAUGCGGAGUUCAUCCCAAUGCCUGAGGGGUCAAAACCAGGCAUUCAGAGCAAGCUCGCCUCUUUCUCCGAGAGCGUCACGCUGCCGUACGAGGAGCUGAAGGAGCUGAAGGCGGCGGCAGCAGCAGCCAGCAGCAGGACGGGCCUGUCGACCAGAAGAAUGAGCUUUGAAAAGGUCAACGGACUGGAGGAGAGUGGUGUUUGCAGAAAAGGAGAACCUGCCGCGUGUUGCCUUGCCAGCAGCGAGGUGGUGCAGCUGCGGGAAACGCUUGCCCGACAAGAGACGAGGAUCCAGAUGCUGGAAAAACAGGUCAGCGAGCAGCACAAGGAGAACGAAAAGCUCUGGGCAGCCAUCCGCCGCUCAGCUCAGCAGGAGCCGGACCAUAAGAGAAACCAGCGCCCUGACAGCUCGCCUGGGGAACAGGGAGGAGGAGGAGGAGGAGGAGGAAGAACAGAUGGAUUCACAGGUCACGGAGGCCGGCCUGCCGGAGCCAGCGUGUGAGAUGUCCUGGUUCUGAGGGGGGAAAAGAAUCUUUGCACCUGUUGAAAUAUCCGAGCCGGUUAUCGGGGAGGGAGAGGCUCCGUCAGGCGCGCAGCAGCGACCACAUCCUCAUUCCCGUUCAGGGGUUACAUACAGCAUUGAUGUUUAACAGGGUGCUGUGUGACCGCACGGUAUUGCAAAUGCAAUUUGCAAUACAUAGCACAGUUGUUUUUCAAUUAUCUGCUGCGAUCUAGCUCAUUUCAGCACACCCAAAUGUUGGCUGGGCUCAACGUGUGUGACGCAUUGGACCUCAGCCUCUGCCAGAAAGACAACCUCAUCACACUGUUACUCUGCAGUGCGACACGUUCUGCCUGGGCAUCCCCGACUGCAGUCCGAAGGGCCUCAGACCUUAGUUUUUGUUAUUGACUGGUUAAAAAACAGCUUCCACAAAUGUCGCCUCCAAGUGUUAAAUUAUGCAAAGAUGGACAGCCGGUAUGCUCGCAUCACCUUUCAGUGAAAAUGUAGCUUUAUUUUCAUAUAGUUUCAUUACAAGUCAUUUUCUGAUGUGGCAGAUAUACUACAGCCCCUAAACUCAUAUCAAUCUUAUUGGAAAUAUUAGCUCGUACAAUUCAAAGUGUCAUCCAAAAAAAAAAAAAAGACAGAAUAUUAUAUAUACACUUUAAGAUGUGCAUGUUCAAGUGAAUUUGUGUGAAACACAAAACUACUGAUUUCAUAUUUUUUACUUAGUGCCUUCUUUUCCUCUUGAACUAUUAUGUGCAGCACAGGUCUGUUUCUUUUGUGACGUAUAAACACUUGAACCUUUUUUUAAAGCAUAUAUGUUAGAAUACUUGUUUUGCCUCUCCAAGUAUUUUUAUCUGUAUUUAAUGCUAUAUGAACUUUUACUUGCCUUUUUCUGCAUCAUUUGUGAAAUGAAAGCCAAAAGACCACAGCCUUCUUUUGUUUGUUUUUUACAUGUUUGUGUGGGUGUGUGUGUGUGUGUGUGUGUGUGUGAGGUCUUUUUGGUUUAGCUUUUCUUAUUGCAUGCGUACCUACAUCAAUCAUAUAUUUACAUGUCCUGAAAAUGUUUAAGAUCACCUCCAUCUCUUCUGGAGAUAAGAUGGAAGUUUGUCUAUGUUUGUAAGAUCUUUAAAAAAAAAAAAAAAGCUUAGUAAAAGAAGAACCCAUUGAAGAUGAUAAAUCCAAAUUAGAGUCCUGUUCUUGGUGAAAGAUUGGCCCCCUCUUUUAGCAGUUUAAGCAGUUCUGGCCUGGUGAAUGACUGCUGUUGGAUCAAAGGUAACCUGAAACGCCAACAUUUUUUAUAUAAUUUUGAUAUAAAGUAGACUUUUUUCUUUUCCAGGGAUCAAAAGCAGGAUAACUUCCAGGAUUCAAGGAGCAAUGAGAAUAAAUUAAGCUGUGAACGUAGCUGUAGGAAUGGUUUGUCUUUCAGCUUUUGUUGCUUUUCUUUUGCUCUUCAUUCACUGCAUCUUACCAUCUAGAUGGAUUUUAUUUCUUUAGACUGAUCAUUUCAACCUCCCCACAUAUUGAACCUUUGUCAGGCGUUAUGGGUCAUUAUCUUGCUGCUGGAUAAACGAUUGCACAAAAUGUCCUUUGUCUUUAUUUAUCCAUUUUGAAAAUAUAGUGCAUUUCCUGGUUCAGCUCAGUUUUGUUUGAACUAAGUCUGUUAAGAAGAAACUAAAGUUGGGACAACGGUGAGAAUUACAGUCACAGCCGUUUAAUUCAACACACUCUUUAUGUUUUUUAAUUUAAGUGUCUGGUUUUAUUAUGACUUUCAGAGGUUUACCUCGUACUUUUGGACAAUUGGUGGUUAUUUACAGUGGUACAGAUUGGUGCAAACCUUCUAUUUUAAGCUCGCCUUGUGCUCAGCUGAGCUGCCUGCACUGUAACACUGACAGUAUCGUCACGCAAAUGAUUCAGUCUCGAAUUUAUGGAGCUAUCACAAUACUGCCCGUUUAGUUUUUUUUUGUUUACUAUUCACAUAGAUGGAUUGAUAAUUUCUUCUGUUUGACGGUCUAACUGUUCUCUACAUUUUACCUUUGUCACAUUUCUUGCUUUAUAUCUUGUGUACAAGCCAUAAAUAAAACCAAACUGUGGCCUCUUAUCCUAAGUGUCAGAUCUCUGUGUUCUGAAGAUGGUGUUCUUUAAAAAAUAUAUGGAAAUGGGAGAUGCCUUUGUCUUGUUAAUAACCUACAAAUGUGUAACAAAACUGAAAUGUGGUGUAAAUGGGGCACAUAAUAAUGAACAGGGGCAUUCAUCAUGUAAUAGGUCCCAUCUGGUGGGCUGACUCCUGAUGAUCUGCUGUCGCCUGUGGGCUCACUUGGACACCUUUGGUUGUACAUUUCAAGCCGGGAGUUACCUCUUAUACUGAUUGCUUGUGCUUCUGUUGCAGUUUUGUCUUUUGUUCUUCCUUAUAGCCUGGAGUCCUGCUUCUGGUGUGUGUUUUGAAGAACUCCUCGGCCUGUGAUCCUUUUGUCCUGUGGACGUAGGAAUUGAAGACCUGGCGCUGCGAUUGUUUUACCUUCUUACAGAUCUGGAUAUGUUUCUCCAGUCUGUCGCUUUUAAACUUUCUGUUGCAGACUUUGCAGGGAAAAAGCUGAAAGCAGUCGUCUGUGACAGCAGGCUCCACUUGCU